Sordaria macrospora k-hell is the source of this 1734-nucleotide messenger RNA. RefSeq lists its product as uncharacterized. Gene Ontology annotation, molecular function: pyridoxal phosphate binding; sphinganine-1-phosphate aldolase activity. Gene Ontology annotation, biological process: sphingolipid catabolic process; carboxylic acid metabolic process. Gene Ontology annotation, cellular component: endoplasmic reticulum. The record is from RefSeq and is a predicted model, not a curated record. NCBI's taxonomy places the organism in Eukaryota, Fungi, Ascomycota, Sordariomycetes, Sordariales, Sordariaceae.
AUGCCAGGCACUUCGCGCAUGCCGGUCAGCCUCCGGCAGAGCAUUGAUAGCGUCAAGAGAUCGAGGCCGAGGAAUCCGAUGCAGGUGGUGAACCUCAAUGUCGACUUAAUCCGCAACAUCGUCUUCUUCCUCUUCCUCCUCCGCUGGACCCGCCGCGCCUUGUGGAAGCUCAAAGGCCGUGGUCUCUUCGGCACCCUCUUCGAGCUCUUCACUGAUGCCCGCCGCAUUCUCUACGGUUACUUCCUUCGCCUGCCCGGUGUGCGCACCAAAGUGCGCGCCCAAAUCGACGAUGCCCUCACCAAGAUGCAAGCCAAGAUGAUCCCCGCCGGCCAAACCCGCUACCUCUCACUCCCCAAGGAAGGCUGGACCGAGGAGGCCGUCCGCAAGGAGCUCGAAGCGCUGGCCACCAUGGACCACACGCGGUGGGAAGACGGCUACGUCUCGGGCGCCGUCUACAGCGGCGAGGACGAGCUCCUCAAACUCCAAACCGAAGCCUACGGCAAGUUCACCGUCGCCAACCCGAUCCACCCGGACGUCUUCCCGGGUGUGCGCAAGAUGGAAGCAGAAGUAGUCGCCAUGGUCCUCUCCCUCUUCAACGCGCCCCCGGGAGCCGCCGGCGUGUCCACCUCGGGCGGCACCGAGUCCAUCCUGAUGGCCAUCCUGAGCGCGCGCCAAAAGGCCCACCACGAGCGCGGCGUCACCGAGCCCGAGAUCAUCAUCCCCGAAACCGCCCACACGGCCUUCCGCAAAGCAGCCGAAUACUUCAAGAUCAAGCUGCACCUGGUCUCCUGCCCUGCGCCCUCGUACCAAGUCGACGUCAAGCGCGUGGCCCGCCUCAUCAACCGCAACACCAUCAUGCUCGUCGGCUCGGCCCCCAACUUCCCGCACGGCAUCAUCGACGACAUCUCGGCGCUCUCCAAGCUCGCCCUCCGCAAGAAGAUCCCCCUGCACGUCGACUGCUGCCUGGGUUCCUUCCUUGUUCCCUUCCUCGACAAAGCCGGCUUCGACACCCAACCCUUCGACUUCCGCCUCAAGGGCGUCACCUCCAUCUCCUGCGACACGCACAAGUACGGGUUCGCGCCCAAGGGCAACUCCACCGUGCUUUACCGCACCGCCGAGCUCAGAGCCUACCAGUACUUCGUCGACCCGUCCUGGUCAGGCGGCGUCUACGCCUCCCCCGGCAUCGCCGGCUCGCGCCCCGGCGCGCUCAUCGCUGCGUGCUGGGCCUCCCUCAUGGCCGUCGGCGAGGAAGGGUAUCUAAAGUCUUGCACAGAAAUCGUGGGCGCAACCAAGAAACUCGCCGAGCAUAUCCGCUCGCACCCCACGCUCGCCCAAGAGUUGGAAAUCCUCGGUAACCCACUAGUCUCCGUCCUCGCCUUCCAAGCCCGCGGCGACCUCAACAUCUACGACAUCGCCGACGGCAUGUCCGUGCGGGGAUGGCAUCUGAACGCCUUGCAGAACCCACCCGCUAUUCACGUAGCCGUCACAGCGCCCGUGGCGAAGAACUGGGAAAAGCUGGCGAGCGAUCUCGAGGGCGUGGUGGAGGAGGAGCGCGAAAAGGAGCGGGUGAGGCAGGUGGAGGCGCUCAAGAUGGGUGGCGAUAACAAAACGGGAAAGCAAAAGGCGACCUCCGGUGACACGGCGGCGCUGUAUGGCGUUGCGGGCAGCUUGCCGAAUAAGAGCGUCGUGGUGGAUCUGGCGAGGGGGUUUUUAGAUUUGUUGUAUAAGGCUUAG